GUAUUAAGUUAAUCAGAAGCCACUUGCUGUGUGGGACCGACUCGCCCUGCAGAUUAAUCAGUACCACCAAACCUUCUCCAACUCAAAGUCCAACCAAGGAAGCCGCUUUGCUCUUUCAGCCUGCCCCGGAGGGUUCUAGGAACAAUUUGUUCUUUGGAGUCGAUCUUUGAACCGGUUUAGGAGAAGAACAUCUUGAAACAAGAUGGAUGGAGACCUUCUAUACAGAGCAUGAGAGGUAACUGUGCUCCCUGUGUGAGGAUAUUGGUGUCCACCAUCUUGGAAUAUAAGGUGACGCCCUUCCAGUCCACUGGAGACUAAGGUUCCCAUUCUAUCUGAAGAUCUCUGACCCACCUCAAGGCAUUUUUGCUUCAUGAGAUAUGAGCACAACUGGAUCUCACUUUGGAACCUGGCCGAGUUGUUUUUGGGGAUACCCGUGAGGUGGUGAGGAUGUACCAACGCCGUGGAGUGGAGGAAACGUUGGAGAAGGAUCAGGGCAAGUGGGCUCUGCUGCGUAACGUUAAUCAGGCUCUGAAACCAAGCACUUUGCUGCCGGGUGAUUAUGUCUGGUUGGACCUCAAAACAGGGCGUGAGUUUGAUGUCCCGGUGGGAGCUGUGGUCAAACUUUGUGACUCUGGUCAGAUCCAAGUGCUGGACGAUGAAGGCAAUGAACAUUGGAUUUCGCCCCAAAAUGCGUCUCAUAUCAAACCGAUGCACCCGACAUCAAUCCAUGGGGUGGAAGACAUGAUCCGUCUGGGAGAUCUCAAUGAGGCGGGAAUCCUGCGUAACCUGCUCAUCCGAUACCGCGAGCAUCUGAUAUAUACUAACUGCGGCGGUAGGACAUAUACCGGUUCCAUUUUAGUUGCCGUGAACCCCUACCAGCUGCUGCCUAUCUACACCCCCGAUCAAAUCCGCCUGUACACCAACAGGAAGAUCGGGGAAAUGCCACCGCACAUCUUUGCCAUAGCGGAUAACUGCUACUUUAACAUGCAACGCAACAAUAAAGACCAGUGCUGCAUCAUUAGUGGCGAGUCAGGGGCUGGGAAGACAGAGAGCACCAAGCUCAUCCUGCAGUUCCUGGCGGCCAUCAGUGGGCAGCACUCGUGGAUCGAGCAACAGGUCCUGGAGGCCAAUCCCAUACUGGAAGCUUUUGGGAACGCCAAGACCAUUCGCAACGACAACUCAAGCCGCUUUGGGAAAUACAUCGACAUUCAUUUUAACAAGAAAGGGGCUAUCGAAGGGGCGAAGAUUGAGCAGUAUCUCCUGGAGAAGUCUCGUGUCUGCCGACAGGCCCAAGAUGAGCGGAACUACCACAUAUUCUACUGUAUGCUGAAAGGAAUGUCUCCGGAACAGAAGAAGAAGCUCAGCCUGGGACAGGCCUCUGACUACAACUACCUCUGUAUGGGUAAAUGCACCACGUGUGAUGGGAGAGACGACAGUAAGGAAUACGCCAACAUUCGCUCCGCCAUGAAAGUCCUGAUGUUUACCGACACUGAGAACUGGGAGAUCUCCCGCCUCCUGGCUGCCAUAUUGCACAUGGGAAACCUGCGCUAUGAAGCUCGUAUGUAUGAUAACUUAGAUGCCUGUGAAGUGGUCUAUUCCACCUCAUUAACCACUGCUGCCACCUUACUAGAGGUCGGGCCUCAGGAACUGAUGAACUGCCUCACAAGUCGGACUAUAAUCACACGAGGGGAAACUGUUUCCACCCCUCUCAGUAUGGAGCAGGCUCUCGAUGUCAGGGAUGCAUUUGUUAAGGGCAUAUAUGGAAGGUUGUUCGUAUGGAUCGUGGACAAAAUCAACGCUGCUAUAUACAGACCCCUAUCCAAUGAGCCCAAAGCUGCACGAAGGUCUAUUGGGCUGCUGGAUAUAUUCGGGUUUGAGAAUUUCACUGUAAAUAGCUUUGAGCAGCUCUGCAUCAACUUUGCCAAUGAGAACCUGCAGCAGUUCUUUGUGCGCCACGUCUUCAAGCUGGAGCAGGAGGAGUACAACCUGGAGAACAUCAACUGGCAGCACAUUGAAUUCACCGACAACCAAGACGCGCUGGACAUGAUCGCUAUCAAGCCCAUGAACAUUAUCUCGCUCAUCGACGAGGAGAGCAAGUUUCCAAAGGGCACGGACACAACAAUGCUCAAUAAGCUGAAUGUGCAGCAUAAACUGAACACCUUUUACAUCCCCCCCAAAAAUAACUACGAGACCCAGUUUGGAAUCAAUCACUUUGCUGGGAUUGUCUACUAUGAAACCAAAGGAUUCCUGGAGAAAAAUCGGGAUACUCUUCAUGGGGAUAUAAUCCAGUUAGUCCAUUCGGCCAAAAACAAAUUCAUCAAGCAAAUCUUCCAAGCCGAUGUGGCCAUGGGAGCAGAGACCAGGAAACGCUCUCCCACCCUGAGCAGUCAGUUCAAGCGCUCCCUGGAACUGCUCAUGAGAACGCUCAGUGUGUGCCAGCCCUUCUUCGUCCGCUGUAUCAAGCCCAAUGAGUACAAGAAGCCCAUGUUAUUCGACCGCGAGCUGUGUGUGCGCCAGCUGAGGUACUCUGGCAUGAUGGAGACUAUCCGCAUUCGCAGGGCCGGGUAUCCCAUCCGAUAUACCUUUGUGGAGUUCGUGGACAGGUACCGGGUGUUAAUGCCAGGAGUAAAGCCAGCAUAUAAGCAGGGAGACCUCCGGGGGACGUGUGAGCGGAUAGCAGAGAGCGUACUGGGAAAGGAUGAUGACUGGCAGAUAGGGAAAACUAAGAUUUUCUUAAAGGAUCAUCAUGACAUGCUGCUGGAGAUUGAGAGAGACAAAGCCAUUACCGACAAGGUCAUCCUUAUCCAGAAGGUGGUGCGGGGAUUCAAAGACAGGUCUAAUUUCUUGAAAAUCCGGAAGGCAGCCCUGCUGAUCCAGAGGUGCUGGAGGGGGCAUAACUGCAGAAGGAAUUACACUGCGAUGCGGAUUGGGUUCCUGAGGCUCCAGGCGUUAUACAGAUCCCGGAAGCUCCACACCCAGUACCAUGUGGCUCGCAUGCGUAUUAGUUAUUUCCAAGCUCGCUGUCGAGGCUACCUGGUCCGAAAGGCUUUCCGUCACCGACUUUGGGCUGUGUACACCAUCCAAGCCCAUGCCAGGGGUAUGAUAGCCCGCCGACUGUACAAGCGACUUAAGGGGGAGUACCACCGGCGACUCGAGGCUGAGAAGCUCCGUCUUGCCGAAGAAGAACGUUUUAAGAAAGAGAUGAGUGCCAAGAAAGCCAAGCAGGAAGCAGAGAAGAAACACCAAGAGCGCUUGGCCCAACUGGCCCGGGAAGAUGCAGAGAGAGAAGUCAGGGAGAAAGAAGAAGCUCGCCGCAAGAAGGAACUCUUGGAAAAGAUGGAGAAAGCCAGGAAUGAACCAGUCAAUGACUCUGACAUGGUGGAUAAGAUGUUUGGUUUUCUGGGGACAACAUCAUCUCUACCUGGUCAGGAAGGACAGGCACCAACAGGAUUUGAGGACCUGGAACGUCCUCAAGGAGAAAUGGAGGAGGAAGAUCUGGAUGGGGCGUUACCCCUCCCGGAGGAGGAAGAGGAAGACCUUUCGGAAUACAAAUUUGCAAAGUUUGCCGCCACUUAUUUCCAAGGAACCACAACCAACACCUAUAUCAGAAGACCCCUAAAGCAGCCUCUGUUAUACCAUGAAGAUGAAGGGGACCAGCUGGCUGCCUUGGCUGUCUGGAUCACCAUUCUCCGGUUUAUGGGAGACUUGCCAGAGCCCAAGUACCACACAGCUAUGAGCAACGGCAGCGAGAAGAUUCCGGUAAUGACUAAAAUCUACGAGACCCUGGGAAAGAAGACGUACAAGCGAGAGCUGCAGGCCCUACAAGGGGAAGGAGAGAGCACUCAGAUCGACGGCUAUAAAAAGAACAGUGUGCGGCACAAGCUGGUCUCACUCACGCUAAAGAAAAAAUCCAAGAUAACGGAAGAGGUAACCAAGAGGCUUCAUGACGGAGAGUCCACGUUACAGGGUAACAGUAUGCUGGAGGACCGGCCUACUUCCAAUCUAGAGAAGCUCCACUUUAUCAUUGGGAAUGGUAUCCUGAGGCCUGCAUUAAGGGAUGAAAUCUACUGCCAAAUCUCCAAGCAGCUUACCCAGAAUCCCUCAAAGAGCAGCCAUGCCAGGGGUUGGAUCCUUAUGUCUCUCUGCGUGGGAUGCUUUGCCCCCUCUGAGAAGUUUGUUAAGUACCUGAGAAACUUUAUCAGCGGGGGACCUCCAGGGUAUGCGCCAUAUUGUGAGGAGAGACUCCGAAGAACGUUUGCUAAUGGCACCAGAACCCAACCCCCCAGCUGGCUGGAACUGCAGGCAACAAAAUCCAAGAAGCCAAUCAUGUUACCCGUUACUUUCAUGGAUGGGACAACAAAAACCCUGUUAACCGACUCCGCCACCACCGCCAAAGAGCUGUGCAACUCAUUGGCUGACAAGAUCAGCCUGAAGGAUCGAUUUGGCUUCUCCCUGUAUAUAGCACUGUUUGAUAAGGUGUCCUCUCUGGGAAGUGGGUCUGACCAUGUCAUGGACGCCGUGUCUCAGUGUGAGCAGUACGCCAAGGAACAGGGCGCUCAGGAGAGAAAUGCUCCUUGGAGACUCUUCUUCAGGAAAGAAAUCUUCACUCCUUGGCACGACCCAACAGAGGACAAUGUCGCCACCAACCUCAUAUACCAGCAGAUUGUGAGAGGGGUGAAGUUCGGAGAGUACCGGUGUGACAAGGAAGAAGACCUGGCAGAGUUGGCUUCCCAGCAAUACUAUGUUGAUUAUGGCUCUGAGCUGAUCAUGGAAAGAUUGCUGAACCUUAUUCCUUCCUAUAUCCCUGACCGAGAGAUCACCCCAUCCAAAAAUGUGGAGAAAUGGGCUCAGUUUAUAAUCGCAGCUCAUAAAAAGGGAAUAUAUGCCCAAAAAAGAUCGGACUCCCAAAAAGUAAAAGAGAAUGUGGUGGAUUUUGCCCGGUUUAAGUGGCCUUUGUUAUUUUCCAGAUUUUAUGAGGCUUUUAAAUUUUCAGGACCCAGCCUGCCCAAGAACGACGUUAUAGUCGCUGUCAACUGGACCGGAGUUUACUUUGUAGACGAGCAGGAGCAAGUGCUUCUAGAACUUUCCUUCCCGGAGAUCACCGCGGUGUCCAGCAGCAGAGGAGGUAAAAUGCAAGGACAAAGCUUCACUAUGGCUACCAUCAAAGGGGACGAGUACACCUUUACGUCCAACAACGCAGAAGACAUUCGGGACCUGGUGGUGACUUUCUUGGAAGGACUUCGGAAAAGGUCCAAGUACGUGGUGGCCCUGCAGGACAAUCCAAAUCCUGUGGGAGAAGAUUCAGGAUUUCUGAGCUUUCAGAAGGGAGACUUGAUCCUUUUGGACCAUGACACUGGGGAAACCAUUAUGAACUCCGGCUGGGCUCACGGUUAUAAUGAAAGGACCAAACACAAAGGAGAUUUCCCUACGGAGAUUGUGUAUGUCAUGCCGACCGUCACCAAGCCGUCUGGAGAAGUUGUGGCCCUGGUUACAAUGACUCCGGACCAGAAACAAGACGUGGUAAGGGCAGUCCAACUGAACCCCUCGGAGCAGGAAGAGAAGAUGAAGCCCUACACGCUGGAGGAAUUCUCCUAUGACUAUUUCAGGCCUCCUCCAAAGCACACCCUGAGCCGAGUCAUGAUCACUAAGAACCGUGGGAAGGACAAGCUCUGGAGUUACACGCGGGAGCCAAUUAAACAGGCCUUACUCAAGAAGGUGCUAAUGAGUGACGAGAUGUCACAGGAGGCCUGUAUGGCCUUUAUAGCCAUAUUGAAGUACAUGGGCGAUUACCCGUCCAAACGCAUGCGCUCCGUUAAUGAGCUGACCGACCAAAUCUUUGAAGGUGCCUUGAAAGGAGAACCCCUAAAGGAUGAGAUCUACUGCCAGGUCCUCAAACAGCUCACCGACAACCACAUCAAGUACAGUGAGGAGAAAGGCUGGGAGCUGCUUUGGUUGAUCACCGGGCUCUUCCCACCUAGCAACGUGUUACUGCCCCACAUACAGCGCUUUAUCCAGUCCCGCAAGCAGCACGCGCUGGCCACAGACUGUAUGCACCGGCUGCAGAGAGCUCUCAGGAAUGGCUCUAGGAAAUACCCGCCGCAUUUAGUCGAAGUGGAGGCGAUUCAGCACAAAACGACCCAAAUCUUCCACAAAGUUUAUUUUCCUGAUGAUACGGAUGAGGCCUUUGAGGUGGAGUCCAGUACCAAAGCCAAGGAUUUCUGCCAAGAUAUUGCUAACCGCUUGCUAUUAAAGUCCGCCGAAGGCUUCAGUUUGUUUGUAAAGAUUUCUGAUAAGGUGAUCAGUGUUCCGGAGGGAGAUUUCUUCUUUGAUUUUGUGAGACACCUCACCGACUGGAUAAAGAAAGCCAGGCCUUCAAAGGAUGGUAUCGUGCCUUCUCUCACUUACCAAGUGUUCUUCAUGAAAAAAUUAUGGACCACCACAGUACCUGGGAAGGACUCCAUGGCUGAUUCCAUUUUCCACUACUAUCAGGAAUUACCCAAGUACUUACGCGGGUACCACAAGUGCACCAGGGAAGAUGUGCUACAGUUGGCGGCUCUGAUCUACAGGGUCAAGUUUGAAGAUGACAAGUCUUAUUUCCCCAACAUCCCCAAGAUGCUGAAGGAGCUGGUACCGCAAGAUCUAAUCCGACAGCUCAAUCCAGAUGAGUGGAAGCGGUCCAUUAUUGCCUAUUUCAAUAAGCAUGCUGGGAAAACCCGAGAAGAAUCCAAAGUUGCCUUUCUGAAGCUGAUCUACAAAUGGCCGACGUUUGGUUCCGCUUUCUUCGAAGUGAAGCAAACAACUGAGCCCCAUUUCCCGGAGAUUCUUCUUAUAGCAAUCAACAAGCAUGGAGUCAGCCUAAUAGACCCAAAGACAAAGGACAUUCUGGCGACUCAUCCCUUCACGAAGAUCUCCAACUGGAGCAGCGGGAACACUUAUUUCCACAUCACCAUCGGGAAUCUAGUGAGAGGGAGCAAACUGCUGUGUGAGACCUCCUUGGGUUACAAGAUGGACGACCUUCUGACGUCAUAUAUCAGCCAGAUGCUGACAUCAAUGAACAAGCAGAAGGGCACUAAAGGGAGCAAGUGAACUGAUGUGAAGUACUGGCAAUUGGCCAUAGACUUUAUUCGCUCUAUGAAGCGCGUGGGGUAUCCCUGUAGUUGGGGAACGACCUUCUCUCCACAGGUCUGGAACAUGAGCGAGUCUGAAUCCAGAGUUUCUUCUGAUUCGGAUACUGAGGAGUCAAGCCCACCGUCCAGCGAGGAUGACUAUCUGUGACCGGUGUCUCUAUGGUGGGACCUUCUCAAGUGGUAGCCUUGGGCCAGGAACGCUUGCCUAGGAGAAACCAUCGAGAGAGCCAUCUUGAGGCUUUCUUGGUUGUCUUUGAAAGGAAAAGGCCUUAUACCUGCACUCUGGACCAAUGGAAAGUAUGGUUUCUUUGAUACAUUGACAUAUUUAGCAGUAGGGGGUCUUCAGGGCCAGAAGAGAAGACCAGAGUUAUGGAAACCCACAGUCCAACGCCAGGCACAGGGGCCCACGUGACUGUGAGAAUCAUCACGGGAGAGAGGACAGAUUUUAAUAUAUUACAAACUGAAGAGUCGUAUACUGUAGAAUUCAGAGUAUUUAAGAGUACAUUUGAUUACGCUGCAUUUUAUUUAUUUAACUUAAUAUACCAAUUUGUUCUGAAAUUCUGGAUUUGAAAAAAAAUGUUUGGAAAUACUGAAAUCUCAUUUUUC
Messenger RNA from Xenopus tropicalis (tropical clawed frog), 7733 nucleotides. It is a transcript of the gene myo7a, whose product is annotated as myosin 7a. Gene Ontology annotation, biological process: sensory perception of sound; sensory organ development; animal organ morphogenesis. Bases 448 to 7086 code for a protein of 2212 amino acids. Lineage: Eukaryota; Metazoa; Chordata; Amphibia; Anura; Pipidae. Gene Ontology annotation, cellular component: protein-containing complex; cytosol; myosin complex. The transcript has 49 exons. Gene Ontology annotation, molecular function: cytoskeletal motor activity; cytoskeletal protein binding; ATP binding. The record is from RefSeq and is a predicted model, not a curated record.